UGCCUGGAAGAGAGAUACGAUGAUGAGAGGGGAACAAGGAAAGCGAUGGAUAGAAGGGAGGAGAAAAAGAGGAUGACUGCUAGUGGCUGUGCUCUAAAUGAGAGGGUGAGUGAGUGCAAGAGCUGAAGUCAGACGGAGGGGGAGAGAGAGACAUUCAGACAGAAUCAAACAGCUGAGUCCGAAAAUUAUAUUUUUGAAAAUCAUUUCUGCUGUCAGCUCCCACAAGAUGACCAACUUUGCAGGAACCUGGAAGAUGAAGAGCAGUGAGAAUUUUGAUGAACUUCUGAAAGCCCUGGGUGUAAAUGCUAUGUUGAGGAAAGUGGCAGUGGCAGCUGCUUCUAAGCCCCACGUGGAAAUCCGCCAGGAUGGAGAACAGUUCUACAUCAAGACCUCUACAACUGUCCGCACCACAGAAAUCAACUUCCACAUUGGAGAAGAGUUUGAUGAGGAGACCGUUGAUGGGAGAAAAUGUAAGAGCUUGGCCACUUGGGAGUCGGAAAGUAAGAUAUACUGCAAGCAGACACUUGUGGAUGGAGAUGGUCCAAAAACAUUUUGGUCAAGAGAACUUCGAGGAGAUGAACUUAUACUGAUAUUUGGUGCAGACAACGUCCUGUGCACACGGAUUUACAUGCAAGAAUAGAAGCAAUCUGAAGUUGACAAGAACAGUUUCCCAGUUUCAUCUAACCUAGCUACACGGACAACAGUUGACAACGCAAGGCUCACGCAUGUCUUGAGGCGCCCUCUCAUAAUCUAUGCAAGCUACAUGGUCCAUGUGACCAUACUAGAGACAAAUGACACAACACUUACACUCAAUGCGUUGCAUUACACAAAACUUGGACAACACAUCUUGCUAUCCAACUAUGCGGCAAAACCUCUCUGUGUCUGCGUAGCUUGCAUAGAGUAUGAAACGGCCCCAACGGUUCCCUUCUUCAAACUCAAUAUCAAUAUGCUGCUUAUGUGGGAUGUCUGCACUACUACUCCAGCGCGUUCUGUUACUGCAUCUCUCCCAAUGGCUUCUUUGUGGUGACGGCUAUAACUUUAAACAAAAUACUGUGAUUUUGUAUCAGUAACAUAUCCUCUAAACAUUCAAUCUGUUACCCUUUUACUGUUAUUCUCAGAAAUUAGUGUUCUCUUGGUAUUGCAAAUGUGAAAAAAUGAAUAAAA
Molecule: messenger RNA, 1164 nt
Organism: Sardina pilchardus (European sardine)
Lineage: Eukaryota; Metazoa; Chordata; Actinopteri; Clupeiformes; Clupeidae
Product: cellular retinoic acid-binding protein 1
Exons: 4
Coding region: 227-640 (137 amino acids)
Biological process (GO): fatty acid transport
Cellular component (GO): cytosol; nucleus
Molecular function (GO): fatty acid binding; retinoic acid binding
Source: RefSeq, a predicted model, not a curated record